AUCCCUGAGUAAACUCGAGUAAACCGAACAUAAAUAUCCCGCGCCUUUUCACUCCUUUCUGCUCAGCAGUGAUGAAUGGGGCAGCGUCGCAGGGAUCACUCGGCCUCGUUAUUAACGUUAUAACGUUAUCUCUCGCGUCACUUAUGUCCCCAACAACGACGGCUGCUGCUGCUGCGGAGGAGGAGGAGUAGGAGGACUGGACUGGACUGCGGUUCAGGUGCACCGCUGUGAUUGAGAGACACCGAAGUUCAACCCGGUAGGACAAAGAUUAACACUCGUCUGAAGGAUUACAUGAGAAGCGUGCAUGUUUUGAAUCGAGCUCGGCAGUUUUUUCGCCUUUUUGUCGCUGGUGAUGGGAUUCCUUCAGGAGCGACCUGCCGCCUAACGUUCACCCCUGUGAGGUAAGAGUGAAGCGAAAUGACGGUUAACUAACAAAAGAGAGAGGAAACGGGAUGCUGAGUCAGUUUGUACACGCGUGGGGGCUCUUUAAGUGAGUUUUUGUGGGUGAAAGUUAACUCCAGCCCUAAAGAGUGGUUAGUUAUUCGCAAAUAGGGAUGUCAGAUGGAGUGAAACACUCGGCCAAGUCGUGAGUAGGGAAGACUGCUACGAGCAAUUGUCACAAGUCCCCCCUGCGCGAGCGUCCCACCUUCUCAGUAUCACUACCUAAAUUUGGGGUCAUGAUACGGUUUCAAAUGCGGGUUUGGCACAGCUGACUGCCGGUUGUCGGUGCACAGUUUAAAAGCACGCAAACUUGUGGUAAGUGAGUGCAAACGGGACAGACAACAAGGCUGCCAUUGUACCGGAUCAGCGGCGGAUUAACGGAAUUCCUUUUCUCUGCACUGUCUGAAUGGCCUUCAGUCUCCCUCCGUUUCUCUCUCUCUUUCUGCUUCUUUGCGGAUAAAACAUCUUGAUUUCAGCCACUUAAACUCACGCACUUGUUAGGAGCCGUAAACACAAAGACCUCACACCCUGCUGCCAUUGAACUAAGAGUCCAAGAGAGCUGGUGUCAAACAUGUGGAUGGGACAGGUUUAGUUUGUGUUGUCAGGGCUUUAGGCUGUGAAAGGGUGAUUAGUAAACAGCAGUGCUAUUAAAGUCUAUUCUGUUUCAACUUUUGAGUUAUCAUUACAUGUAAUAAGGGUCAGUAAAUAGUGAUAAUUUUCUUUAAUUUUGUCAUUUUUACCAUUUACAUUCGUAUAUUGACAGAUUUUCCCGAUCAUGAGCUUAAAAUUCAGAUAAAGUUUGCAUUAAGAAAAGCAGCGAAUCCUCACAGUGAAUAUGUACAUCCCAGUAGUUUUGGUCCUUUUGUGUGAUAAUUGAACUCAAAAAACUUAUCAGCCCUAAAAUUAGCACUAUGAAGUUGUUAUUUUAACUGUUUCAUCAUAAGUAAACAGCUUUUUUUGGUGAUGCCAUCCCUCUCCAAACUCCUAACUGUGCAGAGUAAAUAAGCAUAAUAGCAUAUUUGUGUCAAGAGGGUCUUUGGGGUUUUAUUUGUCUGCCUCUCUGCCAAAAAGCUGCUGUCCCAUGACUUUAAAAGGACUGUUUAAACACUCUUGAUUACAAUAAGAGCAGCAAACAUGAUAGAAGCCGUAGCUCUGCCAUGUUUUCACACAAUAAACAAGCCCAGAUUAUUUAAUUCUUCCUCCACCAGUCCUCCCACCCUGUGUCCAUACACUUGCACAUCAUGCACAACAGGCACCAUGCUCCCCCCCUCCCCCCUGUGUAUGUAGCCAACCAACAUGUGGGGAGGUAAUCCCAGCUAUUAGGGUAAUCUCCUCAGUAUGACGAUCAAUAUGGGAGGGUGCACAAGGACUACUGGACAAGAGUAGCGGGGGGACAAAAUUUGAGCUAAAGAAAAAUGAUUUAAUCAUCCAGAUUAGGUCAGGAGACUGGGGUCUGGACAGGGGCUUGUUGCUGGAUGGGGGGAGGGGAGCAGACAGAGCAGACAGGAAGAUGUGAGGGGUAAGGCCAUCUCCACUUAGGGCAGAUAGAUCCCCCCUGUGUGACAAUGGGAUGAAAACUGUUAUACUCUCCAGCCUGGGGUCGGUGAAAUCAACAUAGACAUGGCUUUGUAGUGAGAAAUAAAGGAUCAGGUGGACAAGCUGAGAGGAGAGGUUAUAUUCAAAUAUAUAUAUAAAAAAUAGCAGUUUGGCUUUGUUUAAGAUGCUUUAGUAAAAAGUUACACUCAAAAGUUGACUCCAACAUAUAAUGUUUAAAGUCUUUUUAGCUUUAAAAUGAGACAAAUUGAAGACAAAGAGGUGGAUCAGAACAGGUGAAAGUCAGUGACGCUGCUGUUCCUGCAGAUGCAUUACAAGAUGAGUGAUGUUAGCAGAUCACAUAAACCAUAAUUAGAUGUUUGUAUUCCUGCUGUUCCAUGUAUUCAACAUAUUUCUGCAAGUCAAAUCAAGCCAUUAUGUUUACAGACGCACAGAUGGAUUCAGUUUAACAAAUAUCUGCAAAUAUUGGCACAUUAGUAAAUAAUACACCAUGUUUCUCUGCGUACUGAAGUGUCCCAUCUUUGUCUUCAUCACAUAGAUGUAAAUCUUAAAGCCAUUGCACCUUACUGCAAGGAGCCCCUGCUCAACAGACUGACUUUUUUGUGAUAAAGUGUGCAAAAAGCACGACAGUAACACACAGUCUGUAAAAGAUAAGCAGCAAGCAGUUUGUAAUCUCACAGCUUAUUAAAAAAAAAUAGACUCACAACACGUCAGCUGUAGGUUAAUGGCUUAUUUCAAACAUCAGUGUUAAUUUACUCAGUAGGUGCAGCUCUAAUUAUAAUAAAAUGUAAUAUAAUAAUAUGUAAUAUAAUAAAGUGUAAAAGCUGUUACUGAAUUUUCAAAUCGACAGCAUCAAGUUGUCUCUAGGACCUCAGUAUCAAAAAGGCCUUUUUGUCUUAAUCAUGUUGACCCAAAGUAAGGUCAAAGUCAGUAACUGCCAGGAUUAGGUUCACCCCCGCCAUUGUUCUGGACAAAGUUUGUAUUGUACGCUCCCUUCUGCAUGAGUUUCUUUGGUUAGUGGGGGGAAAGUGACAUUAACGAGCAUGACAAAGUUCAGAGAGUUGAAAACGUUGAGCUGACUUGUUUUUUUUUUUUUUUUUGCAUUGCAUAAAAUAGCUUCUGUGCGGGGAAACAAACACCUUUACAGGCCACUAGGUGUGCAGCAGGAAAAAUUACCUUAAAAUGUCACUGCAUAGGGUUGUAAUUUUUGGAAAGAGAUGACGUUGUGUUUGCAUCCACCUAUAGGAUUUUUAUGCAAAGUUAGUUCUUGCAAAUUGCUCCUUUUAUGCUCUGAUGUUCUAUAGGGGAUGUCAUUCAAUCCAACAGGAUACUAGAUCCUAAAUGGCACAGGGAAGCUCUGAAGAGAAAUUUUGUUCAGUUCUUGUUUAAUGAUAUGGAAAGAGAAAUGAUUUUUACAGAGCUGAAACAAUCCAAUAAUAAGCAGAUAAAAGCUUUUAUAGUUUGAAUAUUUCCAAUUUUAGUGUGAUAUUAUUGCAACUAUCGGGUGUCCAGAUUCAGCAAAAUAGAAGGGCAUUAUAAAGUAUUAAAGUCUUAGUCAUCAUCUUAGUAGGUGUUACAUACAUCUGCAGCAUGUCCCUUUCUACAUUCAGUUGUAUAAACAAUAACUAAAGGUAUUAUUUCAGAAUUAAAGUACAAUAUUCACACCCUGAAUGUCUCCAGUGCAGGAACUGGUGUCUACACACAGGCAAAAUGUCCAGAUGGAAGAUGGGAGGGAUGAGUAAGGCGUUCACAGAUCCCUUCUGCUCUGCCCCAUUGAGACAGGGGGAGACGAGAUUGGAUGGGUCUGAGGGAGUCAGGUUACUAUCGGCCCAUUCUGCUCCAAAGGAUCUGUGGUGUUAAAGAUGCAAUACCCCUAUGGGAAACCUAAUCCAGACCCUGCUGCCAGCUGUCAUUCUUUUGCUCCAGGGUAAAAUCGCUAAGCAGGUAUCGCCUUACCCUUCAAUCCUUUACCUUAAUCAUGGCAGCAAGGAAGGACCUACACCUCAGUCUCAACUACAAAUUAAUGCUGUCUUUGAUAUUUGAGAAAUUUGAUGUUAAGCAUUAAAAGAAAGAGCAAACCCUAUUCUCUGAUGAAUCUGAGUGCGCCCUCAUCUUAAUUACUGUUCCUUAUUUUAUGUUCUCCAACUGUCAUGUUUGAAAUUUGAUAGAAGUCAUGAACGGGCAAUCAUGCUAAUCAGAAAAGUUAAAGGUAAACAAAUCAUCCAUUAUAAACGACACACAGACAUACAGAUCAAAGUUUGCUUGUGUAAAUUUACAUGUAAGCAUAAUUUUGGCUUUAUUAAAUUGUUAGUAGAAGGGUUGCAUGAUAUUUGAUUUUUGAGAAAAUCUGAAAUGCCAAUAUUUUCAAACUAGGCCUGCGCAGUACCUUUUUUUCUUAUACUCUUGAUCGAGGGAUGCACAAUAUCUACUGAAAUCUGAUAACCAGAUUAUUCAAACUGUGGAUGAACAUUAGUGUUUUGUGCUGGUAUCUGAGUAGCCGAUAUUUUCAACCUAGAGGUGUAUGAUAUUGUUUGUAUAGGUGUGUGUGUGUGUGUGUGGUAACAGCGUAUCUCCCUUGUCGCUCAAGGAGAUACGCUGUUACGUUCACGUUACAUUACGCGUGCCACUCGCUAUAUAGACGGUGUAUAAGAUUGAACGUUACUCUUCACAUUAAUGGAAGAGGGUCCAACAGGAUUUGAUGCACUCGUUGAUGACUCAAAACAAUUCGAAAAUAACGCUGUGUGUUGUUGUGCUCACACAAUGUGAGUAGAAAUCAUUAGUGGCGCAUUGAUAUAAAUGAUCAUGUGAAAUUUUAGUAGCGGAGCACAUAAUUCUGCUAAAUGAAUGUGGGGGAAACACUGCUCAGGAAUAUAAACUAGUAUACUGUGUUAUUUAGUAUUUAUCUUCAUUUGUUGUACUGUUGAGUUAAAAUGUUUUUUAUAUUUUUCUAAGUUAAUCUUAUUUAACUUGCUUUUUCAUUUACUUUGCACGUUAAUCAAAUGUUGAACUAAUCUCUAGUUUCUUUAGUUUUUAGUACAGAUGCGUUAAAACUGGCAGUUUUAAGAAAUAAAAAAAAUUGUGAUAAUGAAGAUCAGACAAUAAGACAAAAUAUAUUGUGACCGUUUUUUGCCAAAUCACCAAGUCCUAAUUCAAAAUUUCUCUUUUAGCAGAAUUGACAUGUUACUCUCUUGUUACAGUCCAUUUGUUUGGGAAACAGACAAAAAAUAGACAUUCGAUAACACCAUAAAUGCAAAAAGUAUUCUUUUCAAAUACAGACAUUCAGGAAUGUGUCCGCUAUCAGUCUCCAGCAUUUCAAAAUACUUCCAUACAGUUGUCACAUCCCCAUCACCAGUUAUGCAUCACCACAUUGGCUGAAAAUUAUAUCAGCAUAAAUGUUCAUAUCUAUUGAUACAAUGCCAAUAAUAUCAUGCAUGUCUUGCAUCAUGCAUAUCAGCUGAUGUAUUGGCCAAUGAUAUACAAUUAAUUGACUCAAUUAAUAGGCCCAACCAAUUAGGGCUGGGCGAUAAACGAUCACAAUAUAUAUCAAAAAUUAAUUUCCCUCAAUAUCAAUAUAAGACAUGGUCAAUACGCUUUUCAACAACCACCAUUCUGCCAUGUUUUGGUAGACUAUAUGAAUAGCCAAUGAAAAGGAGAGUUGCUCUGGAUCCGCUUCGCACUGAACCAAUCUUGCUGAAUUAGAAACAAGUAGCAAACAACUGCAUAGUAGCAGGCUGCAGCUACACGCAACUAUAGCACUUUAACACGUGAAGCUGACAGCACUGUUGGUGAGGAAAAAAGAAAAUGAGUGCUACCCUCGGCAGAAAUGCAGUUGAAGGCUCAACAGAUGAUAACAUCAUCGACAACACUGGCAUGAAAACGUCAGUGGUGUGGAGGUAUUAUGGUUUUUUGAGGUCGGACAUGAAGCAGAGUAAUGUGCACUGCAAAUUAUGGCGAGUACAUGUUCUCGCACAGUCAGGGAAUACCUCAAAUCUUUUUCACCACCUGAAGCAGUGCCACACAGCAGAGCACACGCAAUGUAAAAGGUUACAAACCCUGAGUGGAGUAAGGAGCCCAGGGUGCCUGUGCAGCCGAAACAGCCGACCAUUCAGUCUGCUUUCUUUAACGCAACGCCUUACGACAAAACAUCCAAGAGAAACAAAGACCUCACAGAUGCAGUUGCUUAUUGUAAUGAAAAAGACAUGCUUCCAAUAAUCACUGUUUAAUGUCAUAUUUUAUAUCGUGAUAUCAAUAUCGACUAAUAUGAAAAAAAAUAUAUUGAUAAACUUUUUCUCUUAUCGCCCAGCCCUACAACCAAUUAAAUAUUAUAUCCCUAUCUGAUAAUUUUGUGCAUCUGUUUCAGCAUAUUCCAGGAUAAUUUGAUCACCAAUCUGUACUAUUAACUUUAAUUGGGUCCUCAUAAAGUAGCUUCUUCUAAAACCAGAAAGAGGUUUUUGUCCUGAAAUUAUGCCAAGCUUGAUUAUCAAAGGUUCAUGUUUCACGUCAAACCAUAUGAGUAAGACUGUGGCUUUUACCUCUGAAGAGCACUGUAUCAUCAUAUCAUGGUAAUUUAAUCUGUGAAUUUUUCCGCACAAUGUGACUUUUAUUAAGGUGGAACAGAAACAAACAGCUGUUCAAACUUGCCUUGUGCCAUACAAAGGUAGAGGUAAGGGCCUGCAGAUGGAAAAACUGAUCAAGUAAAAGACAGGAUGCAGAGUGAUGGAGAGACAUAAAGGGAGGCAGGCCGAGCGAGUCUGAGCUGACCUUGCCAUGAUAAUCUAAUCCCUGUCGAGAGUGCUUUUUUUAGAGAGCAAGUUAAUGCUAGCAGAUUAUACUCCAGUGUGUCCCAUACUAGCCAAUCCAAACUUAAAAGAGAGUCCACCUUUAGUGAAUCUCAACACCUGCAAGAGAUAAAGUAGCAUCCGUGUUUGCAGAGUUAUCUGAUCUCUAGAAACCUCUAAUCACAUUUUUUGGGGUGUGGUGCAGUCUAGUUUUUCACACUGUUGAGGAGACAUGAUGCUACAUUAACAACAGGUGAAUCCGAGCCAAGAAUACCCCCCCUCCUUCAAUACUUCUUCCAUCUAUUUGCCUGGCAGCACUAAGGGGCAUCCAUGAUAAAAGGCCACUCAUCGAGCAGCUCAUCUCAUGCUACCAAGAGUAAUCCCUAUAUGUUGUGUAACCAAGUGCCGAGUUGGAAAGGAGGGGGAUGGGCACAAUCGGGUGUAAGUUUGUCUGUGCUUGUGACUGUUGAGCUCAUAGCUGUCUAAUCUCUUAGGUACAUUAGGCUGUUCGCCCACGGUGCUGCAGCUUCUUCCCUUUCUUUAUGCAAUUAAGUCACUCGAGGAACAGGGUUUGUCUCAAACACUAUCUUAGACUAUCGCCUGGGUUUUACAUUUUUACUAGAGUACGUCGCAAGGAAGUAUUAAUUAACUGGGGUGUUUGGGUGCAUCUUUAUGAUAUUGUAAAAAAAUGUGGACCAGUGACACUUUAUUUCUGUGACUGCACAGGAAGUUAAAUUUCACAGUGACCAAGACAGAACAAAUGCAGCAAGCACUCCUCUGUUUUAUCAGACGUAAAGCUCCUGUGAGGUGUUUUUUGAUGUUAAUGAAAUGGACUUAAACUCAUAUUAAUGCCUUUUUAUAUAAAACAAAAUCAAGACCAUAAAUGACCAGAUUGGUUAUUUUCUUUAACUGUUAAGGCCUUUAGCUGGUGUGUUAAAUGUAAGUGGUGCAGCCGAAGAAACAGCCCUGCUUUUAACAUUCCCCACCUUAAAGCUAUUGUAACCACUGACACGAUUGACCAUUUAUAUAUAUUUUUAAUUUCAGUGUCUGUAACUGCUGCUUGCAUUGCCAGGUUCUUGCUAAUAAAUUACUUUGGUUAAUAUCAUGUGCACAUAAACUGCACAGAGUAGUGCUCAGUGGAAAGUGCGAUAUGUUUUAGCCUCAGUAUCACUUUCAUCCUGUUACUGUUUCUGCAUUUAGCUUUAAGAUAGUUGUUUUACAGUCCUGAGGUAUUGUAGCCUUUUAAGACUGAUUGGCUGUGGAUGGAUGUUUUGAGUCCAUCAUUUGUGCAGCCCGAUAUCACAGAAUAAGGAAAUUCUGCAUUAUUUGAGAUAACCUACAUGAUGUCCUGAAUAGGAUGUGAAGGCUCUGUAUUUGCAUUUCACCAUUACCACUAAGAGGCCAUCACAGUCCGGCUGUUAAGUCAGCAGAGAGAUAAUUCUUAACCUUAUUCAAUUCAAUUCAGCUUUAUUUAUAUGGCACUUUUCAUACAAAAGAAAAUGCAAUUCAAAGUGUCUCACAGAGGCUAAAAACAACAAUAAUAGAAAAACCCAACCCUUCCACCCACACACACACCCACCCAUGGACCCACACGCACACAAAGACACACACCCACCCUCACUCACCCACACAUACACAUUACACACACACACGACCGCAGACAGUGUGAGAAUUUCAGAUAUAUUGUUAAAGAGACACGGCCUGACACCGAGACAUUACAUGAGGAAACAGCCACCUUUAACACUGGAGAUAAAAAUAGAGAUAAAAAUGGUGAAAAGAGUAAAACCUGAUGGACUGGAAUAAGAAAAUAAUAAUAUUAAAUGAACAACUAAGUAAAAGGGGUAAAAGAAGUAAAAACGUGACGGAAAAUUAAGAAAAAGACUAAGAACAGAGAUAAUAAAUAGAAUGACAUAAAAUAAACAUUAAGAACUUUGAAUAAAAUGAACAUUUGCAAUAAGAGAAAUUUAAAAUGGCAAUUAGUAAAAAGCCUGCUUAAAAAAGUGAGUUUUGAGCCUCUUCUCAAACAUAUCAACAGUCUCUGCGACCCUGAGGCUCUUUGGCAGGCUGUUCAACAACCGGGGACCAUAAAAAUGCUGCUAUGCAUGUUGUCUAGUGAACAGCAACUGCUGAUACCGAUAUUAAACAUGCAGAUAUAUAAUGCCAAUAUCACAUUGUUGCCAAUAUAUCAGUUUAUCUCCAGUGUCGUCCAUAUUUAUUUCUUUUAGGAGUUCAUUCUUGUGAUGAACUUGAUUAUGAAAGAGGUGUUACCCUAAAAAGUGAGCUGUCCUCUGAGUUUACCGUCCAAAACUUGAAUAUAUUAUGGGCAUGAGCAAGGGGGAGAUCCUGAAGGUAUUAUAACCUAACGCAAACAAACAGCAUCCAAAAAAUCUUAAAAAUAUCAAUCCAGAAUUCUUGAAUAAAUUGUCGGCUUAUUAGUCUUUAUUAGACAGAAAAGCUUGAAGGAGAGACAAGGACUAAGUGGAGAUAGUUGGAAUGGCAUGGAACAAAUCCAGGGAUUCACAAAAGACCAGUGCAAAGAGGACUGUAGCAUCUGUACAUGGUGUGCCUCCUUCAUCAACUGACCUUAGCUUGCAGCCUGAGUGUGCAAAAUUCUUGACCUGAAAAAAAGCAAACAAAACAAUGUUGGAAAAAAUUACUGUGUGCAUAUUUGCAUUGGCUGAAUCCUAAACUUAAUCACACAGUCUGGCAAAAUAUGGACGGUAAUUUAUGGAAGAAAAUGUAUUUCAUUGGUUUACAUUACAAAUCGCUCCACGGUCAUUAAAAUUACUAAUGACCUCAUUGGUUAACUCUAACCCUGUGCUGUUGAGGCCUCGGUCAUUUCUUCAAACUUUAAAUCUGAGCGUUUUUGCCUCCUGUGUCAGACCUUAAUGUAGAGUGUGUUAGCUCAUGUCUGAUAAUAAUUCAACAUGUCCGAUCAUGCAAGUACCUGGAAGUGCGUGUCAGCUCCCUAACAUCUGGAAGGACUCAUCUUUGAAUGCAUCAGCAGUGAAUCAGCAGAGAAUUCAUUUUCUGCCUACUUGCCCCAAGCCUCAAGAUCAGGAACAUGUUUUCUCCCUUACUCUGUACUAAUAUUUUACUAAGAGAAGAUCUUUAAUAUGUAGAAAUUAGAUUCUAAACACUAUUAUUUUUUUGUUUUGCAUUUAAAGCAACCCUUAUCUUUAAAAAUUUGAAGGGUCAAGGGUGCAAACUGACUGGCAUUGUUUCAUCAACAGCGGUUUGCAUACAACUGCAGCUACCAGGCUGAAUCUUACAGGAUGGUUAACGAAGACAGUAAGCAAAUUAAGAAAUACAUUACUGUGAUCUAAAGCUUGUAAUGUGGUGCACCAGAAUAAUAUGAAUGAAUUCUUGUUUUUUUAUGAAGGGAUUUCCUCAAAUAUGUUAAAAUAUUUGUAUUUUAAAUUACAGUCCAGAGGAAGUGGAUGUUUUUCUGAGCAUUUAUAAUAUCUAUCUAAAAGCUGGCACAACGCUGAAAAAAUCCUAACCCAGUGAUUUGAUUUUUUUGUGCUAUGUGUUUGCAGUGAUUGGAAACAGACAGGAUUAUUGGACACAUAACAGUAGAUGGGAGCUGAGGCUUAGAGAGUGGCUGUGGCUCUGAAAACUAGCAUAAGGACAGUCACAUGCUAUCUCCAGUCAGGGGUAUGUUGGCACAGGCUUGUUGCUGGUUGUUGAGAGUAUUUGGAUGACUUCAGCUUCCACACAUACACACAGAGGCAUAGAUGCAUGCACAAGCACUAAGGUUAACGUGCACUUGCUUCAGCAGUUGCAGGAUUUUGCAGGGACAGGCCUUGUGGAUGUUUCCGUGCACGGAAAAGCAAGUGUGUGUAUUUUUGUUUGAUGGAUGCCACAGUAUCCUGCAAAGUGAAUUCAGGGGAAAUUCUAUUUCCAGAUCCUGGCAGGAAUUUACACUCACAGUUUCAGUGCAGCAGCCCAGCACGCAGGCCGUGCACAUGCACACACGACACACUGACAGUGGAUAUUUUCAUGCAAGUGCACAUGCACGCACACACAUCACAGCACUCAGCAUCAGUGCCCUGACCAUAGGGAGUUUGUGCUGAGCUGGUUGGGACGUCAGGAUGAAUCAAUGCGAGGACAGCUGACUGGACAUGCCUAUUCAUCUGCUAAAGAAAAGAGAGAGAAAAAGAGAGCGAGGGAUUCUAAAAGGAAUGAGUUAAGCCCUGGAGCAACAUGUUCAGCUAUCUGCAUUACUUUACAGAUCCUCCAAAGAGCUUUUAAUAAUGGGAUGAUAAAAGCAGAGGAGGUGGAAAAUAGAGAGACAAAACUGAAAAAAUACAAACAAGAUGAUUCAAAUAAACUCACAAGGUCAAUUUUGUUGAAAAUACAAAAAGAGAUGCAUCUUUACUGAUAAAGGAGUCACUACAAGAUAGAAGUCACAUCGGAGUUCAUCAUAAGACAGUUUCUUUAUUGUGAGCUUUCAAGAAAAGAUUCCCACAUAGGACAUAAAAACUUGCCUUAUGCCUUUGCUAUUUUAUUUCCUGUUAUGAGGACGAUCAUGCUUUUAUUUUGAAAGGAGAUAUUAGGCACUUCCACUACAUGUUACCUUAUGGAGUAAAUGUAAACAGCUAAAAAUGCAUUUAAAAUGAUUUUUAAUGUGUCUUGUUACUCCUGCUAAGCCCUAUCUAAGGUUUAUAGAAAUAAAAGGCCUUAAAACCUUUUUAAACUUGUGAGAGGUCUUCGGUUUUAGAUAAGUUUUUUAUAUACGUAUGUUUGAGUAGUUCAUCAGUUCUAUAAUCCCUUAAUAAAUUUGCGUGAUUUUCUUUUCUUUUUUUUUAAGUAUUCUUUUGGUGAGUUUUUGCCUUUAUUGAUAGGACAGGUUGGAAGUAUGGGGAGAGAGAGAGAGGGGGGGGAGGACAUGCAGCACAUGGUCAGGGCCAGACUUGAACCUGCAACUGUAUGGUUGGGGUGCACUAACCUGCUCAGCCGUCUGCGCGACCCAAAUUUGUAUGAUUUUUUAAAAAUACUAUUUUAAAAGAUUUCUUUGUUCUUUAAGACUGGUCACUGGAUUCAUUUAUUUGAUUAUGAUGUUCUGCUCUCUGAGCAUAUUGAGCUUUUAGUUUGAUAGGAAUCAUCGGCCAAUAACACUUCCUUUUCUCUGUAUCUUGUUGAAAAUUUUUGUAUUUACAUUAUGAGUGAAAUGUAACAACAGGAUUGUUUCUUCAGCUGCAUCGCUAACACCUCUCUACUCACACCAGUUCAAAUGUGUUUAAAAUGAUAACAGAAGAACCGUCAGUCUUGUCCCUGAUGCUCUUGUUUGCGUUUGUAUGUCAUAAAAAAGCAUCUACAUGAGCUUCAUCUUAUUUUAGAGACAUAGGAGCCUCAAAGUAGUUGCUGGUGUGAAUUCUGAUAAAUUAAUGUGGUGGGUGAUUUUUAUUUGGUCAGGUCCUAAAAACAUCCUCCAGAUUCUGGAUUAAAAAGCAUGUAGGAACCCUGAAAUAGCACACUCUAAGCAUGUAGGCUGCUUUAACAAAGGCAUAAGCUCCCACUCUAGAGGCGCCUAACUCCACACUGAUGGCCUGUUUAUUCCAAUCUGUUGCCCUGAGCUCUCUGACUUUAUCCCUAUUGUGUUAAGAUAUUACAUUCACCUUAACCUUAACCCCUUAAUUGCCACCCUCCAGUUUCUCUUGCACAUCCUCCCCCUCUCUUGGAGAUAGUGUGUGCCACAUUGCCCAUGCACUAAUCUGAUGGCGUCUGCCUUUCAAACACCUGCUAUGUUCAGGAAAAAAAAAAAAAAAAAAAACCCUCCUAGACUCCUCCCAUAGUCCAGAUUCAGCACCCACUCCAGCGUGAGCGGAUCAGCACACAUGACCACAUGCAGUCAGGCACGCAGGCAGGCAGGCAGGCAGGCAGGCAGGCAUACAAACAGAUGCAGAAACAGAUAAUUAGACGUACAGCCUCGAUCCCUGAAAAUCAUGCCGGAGUCAGCAUUUUCUUAAACCUUGUAUGUUUUUGCUCACUGAGAAGACAAACUGGAGUGCUCUUUUGUCCCGCCUCUCUGCCCAGACAUUUAUUAGAAGACAGUGACGUGUAGGCCCAGGCCUCUUUGCUUUAACAAUACUCCUCUCGACCCCCCAAUGAGGGGUGGAGGGCCAGACAUGAGGCGAUGUGACAGUUCUGGUGCGGUCGACACAAUAGCAGGUUUUUCUUUUGACUGCCUGGCUGGCUACUCUCCACAGUCUAGUUUCUUUCACUGUUAACAGUCUAACACAGAGCCGAGUUAGCCUGGGGAACAUGUCUGUGCCACAUAUAUUUAUUUAUCGUGCUAAUGUGUUUUACAUCCUCCAGGUCUAUCCAGAUUUUUAGGGCUUAAUCAGAUUCUUGAGGGUCAUCUCUGUUGUCUCGCCUCUGUCAUAUUUCUACUGCUUUUUUAAACACAUUUAUAUACAUUUUACCUCAACCUUCAGUCUUAUUCUAGCACAGACUCAGAGAAAUGUUGGUGCGCCUGUGUUAGCUUCUAAAAACGAAGUUUGUUGAUAAUGGAUUAUUGAUCGUGAAUUAGAGUGGGCCGCCCCUCAGGGUUCAUCCUGGUCAGCCAGGAAUGAAUACAUCUCUUCAUGCUCCACCUCACACACUCAAUUUGGGCAUAGGAAACCAAAGGGCAGACACGCACACGCGUGUUGAGACACUGGGACGUGCUCUAAUAUGCACAGACAGGCAUCGCUCAUCCACCCAGGGACAAAGGUUACUCUAAAAUCUGUGUGAGGCAAACUGUCUCAGAGGUCUUUUUCCCUGGGAGCAAAUUUUUUCCAUAGAAACUGAGUCAGACUACAGUGUUUGUUAUAAAAUGAUGAUGGGGUGCUGUCGGGGGCUAUACAUAUUCCAUAAAUAUGAAAUAUAUUCAAAAGGCCUGUAUUUAAAGCUCCAGUGUAGAGUUGUCUGAUGUUUAUGAAACACUGAAAUUCAUACUGAUGCCUUUUGAGGAUAAACCAAAAACAAACAGGACCAGCAGUGACUGAUGGUUAUACUGUCAUCUUUUCAGAAUAAAGCAAAAGUUCCUCACAACAACUUGAAGCAAGUUUGCAUUUGAGUGGGCUGUGGUGUGUCCUCUCAUACAUUUAUUGAGUUAGCUCUGUUGUUAGUAUGUGAUAAUCUGGUUCAAAGGUUGUUUUCUUUGCAGGCUUAAGUUUUGAAGUUUUUUUAGUUUAAAUGUCAUGAGUUUAAAUGGUUUCAUGUAUUCAGAUGUAUGUAUUAUUUGUUGUGUAUAUUCUAUUGCAUCGGGUCGAGUAAGUCUUGAGAUGAAAGUUGCGUGAUGCAGUGACGUCAGAGUCAAAAAAAGAGAAAAAUAAGUGUUUCUUGUUUUAUCUUGUCUCACUUUUUACUUGGUGUUUCUUUUGAAACUUUACAUUCUAUAACUUACUGUUGCUAAAAAUAGUCUCAGCCACAUCAUUUGCAACUUCUCUUGAAUUCAUGACAGCAAUAAUACUGUCCCUUUCCUUUUCUGAUGUGUAUUUGACUCAAAGCUAACGCGGCUUUUCUUUUUUUUUUCAGGUCUUCUCGCCAAAACAGUCUGUGUCUGGAUGAAGACGGUCUCUAAAAACCUGGAUGGAUCCUAAAGCUGUUGUGUUUUUGGUGCCUCAUCUGAGAACUUGCUAGCUUUUGGACGACACAUUUCGCAGAGUUAAAGAGUUUAUUCCAUAGCUCGGGUUUUUUGACACUUUAGUGCUCAGAGAAAAGUAAUGGGGACAGAAGAGGGGGAGGAUGCCUCACAGAAACCCACGGCUGAGGUAAAGACAGAAAUAGAAGAAGAUGUGACCUCUGGCCACACCUGUGGGGUGUGCGGGCGCAGCUUUCCACUGCUCAGCUCUUUGUCUCAGCACAUGAGACGACACACACGGGAGAAACCGUACAAGUGUCCGUACUGCGAACACAGGACUGCCCAGAAGGGGAGUCUGAAAGCCCAUAUUCGAAGCCACAAACUAGGUCUGUUCAGCCAGAACCUCAGCGACAAGGAGUGUGAAAUGGAGCAAGAGCUCAAAGCCAACACAGAGGUUUCAGACCCUCCUGAUACUGACUGCACAUCUGCCAAAGCUCUCAGAGUCAACGGGAAGGUAAAGAAGAAAGAAACCAAGAAAAAGGUGAAGGGUAAAGAAAGUGCUGCGGCCGAUAGUGAGUCCUGUUCCUGCACCAUCUGUGGCCAAGUCUUUCCUCAGGUACUGCUCUUGAAAUCCCACAUGAAGAGGCACCGCAGCUCCCAGGAUCACGGCUGCAGGAUCUGUGGUCGUCGUUUCCGCCAAGCUUGGUUCCUCCAAAGUCACAUGCGCAUUCACCGGGUCAAAGCUCAGCUAAAAGGUGGCAAGAGCAACGAGCCACCAGCCACGAUAAACGGAGUCCCUCAGGACCCGGCGUCGCUCAUAAACGAAGAGUGCCUCUAUGAGCUCUGUGCCAGCUGUGGGAACUUCUUUUCCGACCGCAAGACACUGCGAAUUCAUGAAAAACUGCAUAAAGUGAACCACAGCCGCACUCAGGCACCAAAUCCAACACAGGAGGACACUGCUGAAGUACUCGACACGAAGAGACAGUUUUUAGAAAGCUUGAACCUCACCGGUGUUGGAAAAACAGAAACUUCUGAGGAGAAGAGUCCAGGUAGACGCAUCCCCGAACUGGAUCCAGUUUGCAGCUACCAAGCAUGGCAGCUAGCCACAAAGGGACGACUGGUUGAGGUCACAGAGAAAUGCCUCGGAUGGGAGGAGAGGCUUGCAGAUGCUGAGGUGGCAUAUGACACAGAAAAGGGUGAGUAUAUCCCCCUGAAGCAAGAGAAGAAGAGGAAGCAAAUCGACGUCCCUAACUCCAAAAUUAAGAAGAUAAAGGGCGAUACGAGCCUGGAUCAGACAUCGAACAGCUCAGCUCACACUAAAGGAGGAGAGAGGAGGAUUUGCCAGAAGGAUCGUAUUCUGUUGAACGGACUGGGUCAUGCUUUUUAUGAGGCACUGCAGAAUAAGAAAGUCAAAGACGCUCACUUCACAGUGAAACAGACAAACAACAUCAGGAGCCAAGUGCAGGAGGGUAAGCCAUGCACACGCGACAUCAUAUUCACUGUGCUGUAGGAGUGCUGCAAUAUAAAGAGGAAAUCCAGUUCAGUUCCACUGGGCCCUUUUUUUUCUAAUGAGAGGAUGGUGUGUUUGUGGACAUGCAGGCUCAGACUUCUUGUGACAAAAACUGCAUGUUUUAUAUGUUCAGGGUAGUCUCUCAAUGAAUAUUACUUUCAGUUAAAGUGAGGCCUUCAGUAUGCAAACUCAACUCAAGAACAUCUCUUUAAAAUCUGAUCAGAGCAGCUAAAAUGUAGCAUGGCCAUGUGGAAAAGGGAGACCUCUGGUGGUUUUCUUUUAUGACUGCAGCAACAGUGCUGCACUUUUUGUGCUCCAGGUAUUCUCCACAGUUGAUAGGAGUCGAGUGAUACCUGUACUGAAACAGAUAAUUAUUAUAAGUUAGUGAAGAUGAGAAGAAGUGUGUACAGUGGACAGCAGCACAGAGGACAUGAGUGCACCAUCUUUGACCUUGUGGCAGAGGAUGACUUUUUUUCCGCAGGCUGCCAUUAAAAACGCAGAAAUCUGACCAUAAAGAACAGCUGUCAGAUUUAAACUUUGAGUAGUUGUAAGUUGUAUUAUUGAACCAGCAAGUAAACACAAGAAUAGUAGCACUAUGAUCCAACAAACUACAGUAGGAUAAAUAAUCAAACCGUUUCAAACGUUGACAGUGAAAGUGAGGCUUUCAGUGUGCAAAGGGAGCUUUUUAAUCAUUUUAAGGUAGCCCAUGUCGUAUUUGAUAUGGUAAUGCAUGUCAUACUACAAAAUAUCCUGCGAGACAGAGAAAGUGUUUGUUUUUAAUAUUAUAUUGACAUUUACUUCGAUCUGUAAAGCCAUCACAGUCAGCAGAACCCUCCUCAUUCUUCCUGUAAGUCAGUGUGGUGUAAAUGUCUCUAAACUUCAUCCUGAUCAUGUGUCCUUUGUGUUUCCUGCACUGCCUUGUGGAUGUGAUGUGGAGGGGAUGGUCUCUACCUGAGGAUAGUCUGGUUUGCCUAGAGUUUUUGGUGCUUUAUCAGCCCCUCAGUCAAAUUAAGUGCAUGUCCAUCACUUUGUCUUUUUUGUGCUUUCUCACAGAUAAAAAAUCAUACUUCUGCGAGCACUGUGAUUUCCACUGUGGCGACGCCUCACUACUCAGGUCUCACCUGCUCCGGCAGCACCAGGACUUCCUGGGCCCCUACAGCAAACACAUCACUAUUUUGGACAACUUUAACCAAACCGGAUCCAAAGCCUCAAAGUACAUGGACUACCUCAGAAACAGGAGCGCACUGCUGAGUCAGCCAUACUGGAAUCCUUACACGUGUCCACCUAUUCAGGACGUCAAACCAGAGAAGUCAAAUGGCACUGAGGUCAAAGGGCAGGAACAAACGUCUACUGAUGCUGGAAGUCUUCUUAAUCUGUCCUCAUCACCCUUAAAUGAAGGAGAAAGCACUGUAAAUCAGACGGUUAAAAAAGAGGGUCUGGUGAGACAUCAGUGCCCCUACUGCUCCCAUACCAGCACCUACCCAGAGGUGCUAUGGAUCCAUCAGCGGGUUGCACACAGAGUGGACGGUAGUAGCUCUGUGGCACCCAAGUGGGCCCCCUGCACUGUCAGCCCAAAGAGUUUAAAGGCAAGUGCGACCCCCUGGAGACGCACAGGACCACCGCCAUUCCUCGAAGGCAAAGACUGUCCCACUUUACCCACUCCAAGAACUCAGCGCACACAACCUCCAGGGGUCACAACGCAGGGCAGCGGCAAACAGUCCACACCCAAGACCCAAUCAGGAGUCCCAAAGUCCAAGGUGAAGGAUUCUCGUUCUUCAGAUGGGACACAAUCAAGCGAGAGGACUAGACUCUUAUCACAAAAGAAGUCUGGACAUCACCGGGUAGCGGAGGGGGAAAGCAAAAGUACCCAAGCUACAUCAUCGAGCAGUACUGUUCACAGCAAGGGUGCCACCAGCUCCCAGUCCACCAGUAGACCCAAAUACAGAAGCCACAGAGCUGUGGUGGAAACAAGCUUUCCACAGGAGGGUUUGGGUUUUAUGUUAGCCAAAAAUCAUGGUGGGACUUCCUCCAACACCCCAGACAGACACCACCAUCGUAGACAGUCAUGUGACUCAUCCUCAGGUCCAAAAGGUCCUAACCUGUGGGCUGCCAUGAACAUGUGGGGUCACAAGGCAUAUCUAGAGCCACUCCAGUUUGCUCAGGGAAAGAGUGAAGCAGUGGGAGAGACGCCCAUGGACAUUGAUAUUUUGAGUCUCCUGAAAAACUACAGUCCCCAAGACCUGGCUGCUCUUUACCAGCACUGGGGGUUUGUGGACCCUAGGAUCGACCCACAAGGUGAGAGUGAUCUUUGAUUUAAGGGUCCCUGAUAAAACUAAAGAUAGAUGAUAAACCUUCUACAGUUAAAAAGGGUUACAUAUGUGAAAAUCCUCUUUUUAUACUCCUCUUUUACAGCAAUGUUGCAGUUAAAUGGAAAUUAUGGAAAAGAAGUCCAUCCCACAUCUGAUGCUUCAAAACAGGUAACUAUUGUUCAUUUUCACAAACAUAAAUCUCAAAACAGUCCCUUCCAAUAAGACAACGUCCUGUAAAAAAAAAAAAAAAGCCAAUUUAAAAACCGAAUGAGUGAAAAAUUAUCUUUAUAUAUCCACCUGAAAAUAUAAAAUUGAUUAAAUCACACAGAUGAAAACUAAAGUAUAUUAAAAUACAACUUAAUUUGAUCAUCAUCAUGAUUGGAUAAAGCAGAGCCUUGGAGGUCAAAUAUAAGGAGUGCAUAUAACAUGGAUACAUCUUCUAUCACAGUUAAAUGUGUUACACAGUUGAAUCCAGACUUUUUUCAUCGGUUGUUCCAUGAUCAGGAUCAGUCUUUAUUUCUUUUAUUCUCAUGUAUGUAUGUACACUACAGGCCAAAAGUUUGGAAGCAAGGCCAUUACAGGCCGAACAGUUGGGAGUAACUUCAAGUUUUUGUUCACAAUGCUUUUUUUAAAUCCAGCAGGAGUUUUAUGUAUUUUGGGAUGUAUUUACUCCAUGAUCAGAUGUUGCUUUCAUGGAAAUGCACCAUUUUACUCCAUUUACCUUUAGAUAUACAUUGAUGUUAACAGACCAUUGCUAAAUAUAUGUCAGCAAAAGGAAAUAAGGGCUUAGUUUUAGGGUCAAAAACAUUUGCAAGAGUCACAACUUCAGUGCAAAAGCAAAAAAACAAAUCACAUUUGGAUUAUUCACUUCAACUUUUUGGCUUUUGAGAGUCUGCAUACAAAAAUCCUAAUAAAUCUCAACUGCGUUCAAACUACUGAAGAAAUAACUAGAAAGAAGCAACUGAGUAAAGAAACAAAAGUACAGAUUUGUACAUUGAGGAAAGAAGGAUACACAGAAAGAGAAAUUGCAAAACGCCUAAAGGUGUUUAACAAAGAAGUCCACUACACUCUGAAGAGACUAGAGGAACCUGGAAGUUAUGAUGAUAGAAAAAGGCCUAAAUGAAAGAGAAUUACUACAAAAGCAGAGGAUAAACAUAGCAUUGACACCAGUAAGAGAGAUCGGCGAAAGACAGCACCACGAAUAGGGGAGGAAAUCAACAUGACAAGGUCGAAACCCAUAUCUCUGACAACUGUGAAAUGACGUUUGAGAAAGGCUGGUCUGAAGGGUUGUGUAUCUGCAAAAAACACUACUUCAUCCACAGAACAAGAAAAAGAGAUAUGAGUGGGCAAAAGCUCACAAAAAUUGGACUUAUGAUGACUAGAAACAAGUUUGAACUGUUUGGUUCAAGACGCAGAGUCUAUGUCCGCAGACAAACUGGUGAACGUCUGAAAGCACCAUGUGUUACACCCACAAUUCAGCGUGGAGGUGGUAGUCCCAUGGUAUGGAGUGGGAGUAGGAUGGAGUAGGAGAUUUGUUUGAAUUAAAGGGUAUCAUGAGGAAGGAACAGUACCACUCCAUCCUCCAGCACCAUGCUGUUCCAUCUGGACUCAGACUUGUGGCUCAUAAGUUUGUUUUGCAGCAAGACAAUGACCCUAAGCACUCUGCCAAGCUCUGUCAGGGUUACCUAGACAAAAAAGAAGAGGAAGGUGUUCUUCAAAAGAUGGUUUGGCCCCCUCAGUCUCCAGACCUUUCUCCAAUUGAGCUUGUGCGGGAUGAAUUGGAUCGAUCGGUCAGAAAAACGCGUCCCAUGAAUCAGCAGUCUCUUUUUAAUAAACUUAAGAAAGCUUGGAAUGCAAUCCCUGGUACAUACCUUAAAAAUUUGUGGAACGAAUGCCUGGUAUAUGCCAAGCUGUUGUUAAAGCCAGAGGAGGUUCCUUCAAAGAAAGCAAAGUCUAAGAAACAAUAACUCAAAUACCUAAUAAUUAUAGUCAAAAUGUCUUCUGAUAAGUUACUCUUGACACAAUAGUCAUGUUUAUUGGGUCGCAAAUUAUAUAUGUGAAACUAUGAUCUUUUUUUGUACAAAUCUGAUCUUGCUUCCAAACUUUUGGCCUGUAGUGUAUGUAUGUGGCUGUUCUACAACCUGACCACUGACUUCUUCAAUCUGACUGUCUCUCCCUUCUCAUUAGAUGAGACAAACUUAGAUCAAAGAAUAAAGCAUUGUCAGUCCCCUGAGGGAAAACUCACCCUGCAUCUUCAUAUGGUGUGUCAUCAGCCUGCCAGUCAGGCUUACCCUGAUGCUACCUACGGCUGUCCAUGCUUUCUCCUCUUUUCCCCUUGAGUCAAAAUGUGGGCCACUUCUUAAACACCAUGAUGGGCUCUCAGUGUGUAGGGGUGAAGAAUUACAAAUCAGAUAAUACGGAUGAAAAAGCAUUACUUGACAUUUUAUUCUAUUGUUUCAUCAACAUUAAAAAAACAGAAUUAAUAAUUGAUAAUACUGUUAGAAUGUCAGACCAUGCCAUGCUUACUUCAGUUUGUUAGGCCUCAACAACAACACAAAUCUAAACCCUGAUAUAUCUAUCAUAAGGCUGUAUGAGCUCAUCCUGAAAUAGUUCCGUUAUUAACACCAAACUGUUUCUUUAAAGUAAAGAAAACAAACAUGGCUGAGCCAUAAAAGAAUAAAUUCAUCAAACUGGUGUGCCCCUGUCUUGUUUCCUCACAGGUUACCAGCCACUCAUCUUCCUCUUCAGGGUCUCUCCAUAAAGGAACAUGAAGAUUUGGGGCCGGUCCUGUCAUCUUUCAGUCCGCACAAUCUUGCUGUACUUUGAAGAAAUCAGCCAUAACUCCUAAAAGGACUGAAGCACACUAGGUGAUGCACAGUAUAUGCAAAACAAUAAUGUGGACUCUUUUUUUGUGAUGGAGUUUAAUUUGAAGUUCCAAACAGGGUUUUGUUUGUUACGAGUGUAGAAGUGUUUGGUACCAGAACACACUUAUUUCUGAGGUAGUUAGAGUUUAUUGUAAAAACAAACACAGCUGAGGUGGAGGUUAGGUGUGGAGCGACAUUUGCAUGGUGGGAUCUGAAAAAAAAAAUCCAACCUUAUUUUUUUAUGUUGAUACGAACAUUUUAUUUCAUUUUAAUGUCUGUAUUUAUGGUUCAGUUUGUUGUUUUCAUGAAGCCCAUAAGCUUAUUGAAUGCUCUGUUUUGAUUUUGGGUUCAGGACUAGUACUGUGUUAAUGCCUGAACAUGAAAUAAUGCACUUCAGCAUGACCUGGUUAACUGUAAUAUGUGGUUUCUUUAGAGUCAUCUGCAGUGCUUUGUUUUAAUCUCUUACUUUUAGUUCUAGUUUUCAAAUUCAGCUUCACAUUGAUGGUUUUAAAAUAAGGUCCUGUUUCUUUAGAGGCUUUUUUGGGUGGUUAUAGAGGAGCUUAAUCCAACCAGAAUCCAGCCUUUAGCAGUACAGACUUAUCGUCCCACUCACACUUGGAAAAGAAGAUGCUGGGCUGUGUUUUAGCCUCACACUGGAUGUUGUGAUCUUUAAGUGCUUCAGCCCACAGUCAUGAAAACCUGGAUUGACUUCAUCAAAAAAAGGUGUUCAAGUAAAUCCCAUUAAUGUGACUGAGUCUCCGUAUUUACCAAUAUCACUAAACCAUUGACCUUUGGCAGAAAAAGAGUUUUCACCAAAGGUUAAAAAAAAGAGAAAAAAAAGAGUGCCAGCGCCGUCAAAGUGACAUUUUUAUGGUGAAUCUUCUUAAUUAUUAGUUAUUGAUCUGAGGCUCAUUCCUGAUUGGCUGUUUGCCUGAUUGGCGUUUUAAUGUUUCAAAAUUUUGUUUUUUCUUUUAAUGAUGACUUUGGUCAGACACUUUCUGUUUAGGUCUUUAAAACAGAAAGUUCAGCAUAUUCAAAGCUACUUUACAGAGCUUUUGGUUUGUGUUGAUUUUGGCGCCCCCUGUGGACAAAGUGAUUCCUCUUUUUUUCUUGUCCUUGACAUGUAAAAUGGUAUUUGCAGAUAAGAAACUCAUCCAGUUGACUCUGAAAAAUUAAUUUACUAUGAGUAUUUGCUGUGAAAAGGUCAAAAUAGGAGUUGUCUGUCACUUAUCUUGUCUGGCACUUACCCUCCCUCAGCUAUUUUUAGCAUCAGAUAUUACCACAGUACCACAUGUUACAGAAGGUCUUGUUUACUUUUGAAGAUCAUAAAGAGGCAUCAGUUUUAGUCAGUUUUACAGCCAGUUUAAAACUUCUCACAGUAGCUUUAAUUGUCGCCACUUAGUUACUUGUUCAACUUCAAUGUUUUAUACAAGAUGAUAUUACAUGUUGUUCAAAGUGAGUUAAAGUAGAUGCGAUUAGUUGAGAUAACCCUUCUAGGUUUGGUGUAAGCAGUCAGUGUGAACAUGUCUGGCCACCACUACAAAAGUGCCCCCCUCCCCAACCCACCCCCAGUAAAAAAAAAACUGUCUUCCCAUGCAAGUGAAGUGAAUUAAAUGUAAACAAUCAAACUUCAACCGCAUUUUCCCCAGUCUGAAAUUGAACCUUUACGUCAAAUGCAAAAAGUGGCACUAUGGUCUGUAUCACAGAGAAUAUCCCAGUGGCAAAGUCAUCCAACUACUGCCAAAAAUGAUGCUCAGAAUAAAAAAAUCUACUGACAGUAACUGACGGUCUGUCUAACAAGUUUACAGUGAAAUAUGAUGUCCCAUUUUUUAUUUCAUUGCAGAAAUAGAUUUUUUCCACCCAUCAGAAAAGUAGAGUGACGUUUGCACUCAUCUAAUACUGUACUGAAGCGAUAUAAUGCUGUGAUUUUUAAGUAGAAACUGUAGCAAGAAUCAAUUCUACUGAUGUGGACUUCACUCACAUACGCCAGACGAGCUAAUGUAAUAUUUUUGUUUGACUUUUUAAAACUCAGCUCAUUCUGAAUUUAUUUUAAUGUGUUUUCUGUUUGAAGGUUUGUUUAGUAAGUUUUUAUUAUAGUUCUAAUUUACUGUAAUCACCUCCCAUAGAGAAGUAGUCUAUGCAUUCGGUAAUAAGCCAUCAUCUUGUGGAUUCUUGAGAGAAGUUGAGAAUUCACGAUUUAUUAUUGGAUUAUUGAUCUGUGUGGAAAUUGUUUUUUUUAAUACUGUAAAUGACUGUUUAUUUAAUACUUUUUUGUUUGUUUAUUGAGAGCGGGUUUUCAACACCUCAAAGUACUUGAUAUUUGUAGUAACAACAGAAAAUGUAAAAAAAAAAAGUGUUUGUUUCAGAGUGCAGGGUGUGUAAAAUGUGAUUCUCCUACUGACGGUGUGAUUUACAGCGAUCUGUAAAAACAAACCUGCAGGGAACCAAAAGUGAGACAGUGAAUUUAUGCAAGCUUUUAUGCACACUUACAGCGUAAAGUUGAGCUCUCACUGGUGUAAACAUGUUUCAUAGAUUGUUAUUAUGCUGUUACAGAAUUUCUAUUUUUACCAGUUCCACUUUUUGUCUGACUGUAAAAAUAUACAAAUAAAAUUGGUCAAUGUUCAUUUCCAUGAAAA
This is a messenger RNA of Xyrichtys novacula (pearly razorfish), 23662 nucleotides long. Lineage: Eukaryota; Metazoa; Chordata; Actinopteri; Labriformes; Labridae. The record is from the annotation of a GenBank genome assembly.